Messenger RNA from Arthroderma uncinatum, 1260 nucleotides. Its product is annotated as ATP-dependent molecular chaperone HSC82 protein. The coding region runs from base 1 to 1260 and encodes 419 amino acids. Lineage: Eukaryota; Fungi; Ascomycota; Eurotiomycetes; Onygenales; Arthrodermataceae. The transcript is spliced from 3 exons. Gene Ontology annotation, molecular function: ATP binding; ATP hydrolysis activity; ATP-dependent protein folding chaperone. Gene Ontology annotation, biological process: protein folding; cellular response to heat; protein stabilization. The record is from RefSeq and is a predicted model, not a curated record. Gene Ontology annotation, cellular component: protein-containing complex; plasma membrane; perinuclear region of cytoplasm.
AUGGCCGAGACCUUCGAGUUCCAGGCUGAGAUCUCCCAGUUGCUUUCUCUCAUUAUCAACACUGUCUACUCCAACAAGGAGAUUUUCCUCAGAGAGAUCAUCUCCAACGCCUCUGAUGCCCUGGACAAGAUUCGCUAUGAAUCUCUCUCUGACCCCACCAAACUCGACUCCAACAAGGAUCUCCGCAUCGAUAUCAUCCCAGACAAGGAGAACAAGACCUUGACCAUCCGUGAUACCGGUAUUGGUUUCACCAAGGCCGACUUGGUCAACAACCUCGGUACCAUUGCACGCUCUGGUACCAAGCAGUUUAUGGAGGCUCUCACCGCUGGUGCCGAUAUUUCUAUGAUUGGACAGUUUGGUGUCGGUUUCUACUCUGCCUACCUUGUUGCUGACAAGGUCACCGUCGUCUCUAAGCACAACGAUGACGAGCAGUACAUCUGGGAGUCCUCUGCCGGUGGUACUUUCACUCUUACCCAAGAUACCGAGGGUGAGCCACUCGGCCGUGGUUCCAAGAUCAUUCUCCACCUCAAGGAUGAGCAGACCGAGUACCUCACCGAGAGCAAGAUCAAGGAGGUUGUCAAGAAGCACUCCGAGUUCAUCUCUUACCCCAUCUACCUCCACGUCUUGAAGGAGACCGAGAAGGAGGUCCCAGAUGAGGACGCUGAGGAGGUCACCGAGGUCGAGGAGGGUGAUGAGAAGAAGCCAAAGGUCGAGGAAGUCGACGACGAGGAAGAAGAGAAGAAAAAGGAGAAGAAGACCAAGACCGAGAAGGAAUUCGAAGGCCUCGCCAAGUCCCUCAAGAACGUCCUCGGUGAUGCCGUUGAGAAGGUCGUUGUCUCCCACAAGCUUGUCGGUGCUCCUUGCGCCAUCCGUACCGGCCAAUUCGGCUGGUCUGCCAACAUGGAGCGUAUCAUGAAGGCUCAGGCUCUCCGUGACACCUCCAUGAGCUCUUACAUGGCCUCCAAGAAGACCUUCGAGAUCUCCCCCAAAUCCCCCAUCAUCAAGGAGCUCAAGAAGAAGGUUGAGGCUGACGGUGAGAACGACCGUAACGUCAAGUCCAUCACUCAGCUCCUUUACGAGACUUCUCUCCUCGUCUCUGGAUUCACCAUUGAGGAGCCAGCUGCUUUUGCCGAGCGUAUCCACAAGCUCAUCUCUCUCGGCCUCGACGUCGAGGAGGAGGAGACCCCUGAGGAGAAGACCGAGGAGGAGGCCGCCACUGCUGAGCCCGCUGCUGCCAGCGCCAUGGAGGAAGUCGACUAA